ACAAGGUGGAUUUAUUCAUCAUGACCAAUACGAAAAUUUAAUUUUUAAAUACUGGAAAAUUGCAAUACUUUUCUUGAUCAUUUAACUAUUUAAGUUACAAUAAUUGAUGUCGAAACAUAUUAUUAUAUGAGUUAGAAUUAAAAGUAGUAAGAUGAGUUUUACCUUAUUGAAAUGUUUUUCAAAAUUGGUUCCCACAUUAUCGCGAUCAAGCCAUUAUACAAGUGCUAUUAGUUUAAAAAACUUAUAUCCUGAUAGUUCAUUAAAAAUAACUACUCCUCAACCUGAUCAAAUACCUACAAAAAAAGACGAGUUUAAUGGAUACAUACCAAUUGAUGAAUUAGAAAUUACAUACAGUACAUCUAGUGGACCUGGCGGACAGAAUGUUAACAAAUUAAAUUCAAAAGUAGACCUUAGAUUCAAAGUGGAAUCUGCAAAUUGGCUAAGUGAUAGUAUGCGACAUCGAAUAAUUACUAUUAAUAAAACCAAGUUGACCAAAGAAGGAUAUUUAAUAAUAAGAUCAGAAAAAACUCGAUCACAACAAUUAAAUUUAGCUGAUGCUAUGGAUCGUCUCCGUUCUUUAAUUUGGAAAGCAAUUGAACCAAUACCUCAACAAACUGAAGAAACCUUAGAAAAAAUUAGACGCAGGAUUGAAGCUGCUAAUCGUAAAAGGUUAGUAGAUAAAAAAAUGAAAUCUAUUACCAAGAGAAACCGUCAAGAUUCAAAAAUGUAAUCAAAUUAUAUAUUUUAUUUUAAAAAUUCAGUUGAAAUAAAUUUUUUAUCAUUAUA
Molecule: messenger RNA, 786 nt
Organism: Daktulosphaira vitifoliae (grape phylloxera)
Lineage: Eukaryota; Metazoa; Arthropoda; Insecta; Hemiptera; Phylloxeridae
Product: peptidyl-tRNA hydrolase ICT1, mitochondrial
Exons: 4
Coding region: 152-730 (192 amino acids)
Biological process (GO): mitochondrial translational termination
Cellular component (GO): mitochondrial large ribosomal subunit
Molecular function (GO): translation release factor activity
Source: RefSeq, a predicted model, not a curated record